AUGCCGCAAAAGAUGCUUGCAGAAUCAUUGCCGCUCUUCAGGGCUGCACGCCAUCGCAGCUGUGACGUGAUUCCUGCGCCGACGCAGCGUCGGAACCCUUUCAUCGUAGCCGUCGGCUCCUCGUGCGGUGUGCAACGGGCCGCUGAUGGCACCGCCUCCCCCUUCAUUAGUGCGCUGGCACCGUCGGUCUGCCAGAGGAGUAAGACGUGUUCAGUACCGACAGCACAUCGGCAACUCUUCUCCUCCAGGUCGGCGGGGCCGCAGCGCCCCAGCGAGCAACGUUGCGGUGGCAGCCGGCGGUUGUCAUGGAGAACGCACCUCUCACAGCUGCUUUCCGAGGAGCAGAUUACCCGCUGGAGGCUACGGUGCGAGGAGCAGGAAGAGCGGGUGGAGAUUGCGCUGGCAAAGCCGUCGUGCCGUGUGGUUUUCUCUCAGGUCGAUGUGGCAGCUGCACGGUCUGCACUUGGACAGGGCGACGAGCGCCUGGGCUGCGGUGCGUACUCUCGACCACACUUACCGCGGUCGGAGCUCGUUUGCGCCACGGCCAAUGAAGCCCAUUCGUUGCGCGCUGGCCGGAGGCGGAUCAAGACGAAGAAGCACUACUCCUCGGGACGUAGAGGAGGUCUUCAAGAGCACCCGACUUCCGAGACCCAAAACACAGCGUCCGCCCCUGGGCCAUUGUAUGUGCGCGACAGCGAGCUGCUGUGCGCGCUGCAAAGGGCAGAGGCACGUAUCAAGCAGCUGGAGGCCGGCAUCGUGUUGCAGGCUUCAGCGCCAUGGGAUAAGGAGAACACCAUGAGCGCUUCCUCGUCUACGAUGGCGAAGCCGCAAGCGUCGGCUUUCCUUGACACAAUCCACCCUUUUUUACCUCUAUCACCGCGCCUGGAAACCUUGUAG
Leishmania major strain Friedlin is the source of this 897-nucleotide messenger RNA. RefSeq lists its product as hypothetical. Lineage: Eukaryota; Euglenozoa; Kinetoplastea; Trypanosomatida; Trypanosomatidae. The record is from RefSeq and is a predicted model, not a curated record. The transcript has a single exon. Bases 1 to 897 code for a protein of 298 amino acids.